Molecule: messenger RNA, 6664 nt
Organism: Drosophila yakuba
Lineage: Eukaryota; Metazoa; Arthropoda; Insecta; Diptera; Drosophilidae
Product: keratin-3, type I cytoskeletal 51 kDa
Exons: 2
Coding region: 5719-6573 (284 amino acids)
Source: RefSeq, a predicted model, not a curated record
AAUGUGUGCGAAGGCGUUUUGCUUUUGCAAUUUGCAAUAACCAAAGCAUGGCCAUAAAAAUAUAGUUGCCAUCCCAAAAAAUCGGAGGGAAGUGCCAGUAAAAGAAAGAGGGAGAGAGAGACAGCUGGAGUGGACCUAGAGCGAGAUGGCAGCACAAUGAGUUUUUGAUUACUUUGAAAUUUCUUAUUUGCCUUUCAGUAAGCCGGGCGCAAAAAAAAAAAAAAAAUUGGCGCCUCGUUAUUGUGCAAAUAUUGAUAAGCGUCAGUCACGGCCUGCUGUUGGCCAAAUCCCAAAUCCAGAAUCCGGAACCCAGAAUCCGACACCUUCCCAUCAUCCUUGCCAUCGCCACCGCCAUCGCCAUUCUGGCACUUUUAUUUGUUUCGCAAUCAGACUGCCAAGUGACAUUUUUGGCGGUUGUUUGUUCAGCGCGGCUUAUUGCCGGCCAGAUUAGGCCUAGGUUUCCCAGUGCAGGCUGGACCAGUUUGUAUUCGCUGAAUGGAACGAAAACAAAGUUGAUAUCCACCAAAAUCCUCGGGCAGUCGAUAUACCAUACCGGUGGGAUAAUUAAAUAGUUUCGCAUUCGAACUGCUGGAAAGCAUUCCGCAAAAUAAGCCAAUGCCACUGAAAUUGGCUGAAGUUGACAGGCGUUCGCCAAAUUGAAGAAUUUCCGUGUGUAAUAAAUUUGAAACGUGACGCGCGGCGGCGGCAGCGGCGGCGAAGGCAAAACAAAUGCGAAGCUUAUUGAUAGGGAGAAAUGGUAUCUGACUUGGACGGGAUAUGAAUGUAUACCCAUUUCUUUGCCAUCACCAACUUGCCGCCCAAAAGUUUGCAUGUCAGCGGGUCUGAUAGAUCUGUCACCUGCUCACGUACGCGCCGAACGCGGGCCAUCCGAUGUUUGUCAAACAUGAUAACCUGGGCUAAUAAUUUAUGAAAUUUCCAAUAAUAAGCCUGACCAAGUUCAUAAAUUACACGGCGGCUAAGCUGAAAGUGCCCAUUCAAUGUGGCAGCUGCUUUAAGGACAUUCAAGUCCUGCGAGCACGUGCAACUAGUUUGCUGAUUGAUUAAACCACGCAACAUCAUCUUGAAAGGCCAGCAACUGUAUACUCGUACAUACGUACAUAUAUACAAGAGCCAGGACGUUCAAGGAAUUGUUAUUAGAUCGUUUGCUAGUUCCACCACUUGCGUACUUUUCGCCAACUUGGUUCGCUGCCGAUGCGGAUACGGAUGCUGAUUCCGAUGCUGAUGCUGAUGCCGAUGCGAAUGCUGAUGCUGAUGCUGAUCUGACGUGGACGGCACACGUGCUAAAGUCACUUUUAACGGAACAACACGGCAUCACUUAACGCGCUCCCCGCUCUCGUAACAGCGCCAACCUCCAAUCCCCAAUCCCCGACCGCUGACCCCGUGACCCCGUAACCCCGCCCAGUUUUUUUUCCCAAACCCAAAGCCCAUGCCCAUUGAAUCGGACGUGACAAGUGCGGGCAAUGGGCGAUAUCCCAGCAUGGGCCACGAUUCCUGCUCAUUGUCAUGUGCAGCGCAUAAAGGGGCGGCAUCGGUGAAUGGGCCGAGUGGGCGGGGCCAGUAGGAUGUUGAGUGGCGCCCAGGAAUACCCAAUAUGACAGCCCCUGGCGAAGUAAGAGCGAAAGUCUCAGGCUAAAGUCAUUCUUAAAGCAUAUCAAGUAUACGCACUCAGCCCUUCGUUUAAGUCGAGCAUGCCAUAAAAUCAAAUUCCCAACGAGCUGAUGAAAUUACUUGCAAAAAUAUUUAACAACUCGAGUGCGAGCAUGCUAAAAAUGCCAAUUGUUGUCAACAGGCAAACACUCGUUGUCCUGUGGAAACAUUAGACUCUUGCCAAAAUGUACUUGGCCUCCAGCAAGUAACAAGAAAGCAUUAGGACUUGACCCACUCCCAUCGCAAAUGGGAAAUUGUUUGCUUCAAUUAAGCAAGAGUUUCCCACUCGUCUGAGCAUAUUUCACACAACGACCACUCCACUCAACGGGGUGCACCUACCUACCUAGUUGGUAUUAUGUAAAUAUGUUAAUUCGUUCUCUCGGCCCGAAGACAAAGCCCUAUGCUCUCGACCAACGCAGAGGGUCGAGUUCUGGUGACGCUUUCAUUAGAAAUGCAAAUGGGCAUGGCGACAUCUUCAAGUUCAAGUUGCCGAUAAAUUUCGAGACGGGACUGGGAAAGCCCCACAGGUCAGCCAGGUGAUAGUUGGGUCAACCAGUUUGGUCAGCUUUAACGUAUAAAAGUCGCUUGCUGGCCUCGCUCCAUACUUGAUUUUACCCAGGCAUUCUACUAAAGAUUCAUUACGUUGCCUUGAUUGUGAGACUGCUUUCAUUACGUAUACGCAGCGUUGCCCCAAAUUUAUGUCAACCAGCGAAUCGCGAACCGGCGCUAAAUUUACGCCUAUGUGUUCUUAUUUUCUAAUUACUAUAUAUGCAUGUUAGCCGGGCACGGUUGACUGUGGGCGUGGUGUAUCUGUAAUUAGUGUUUUGCACACACAUAUUCAUAUCAAAUGCCGGCAUAGUCGCUGUUUAAUAAAUUAAACGACAAUUUGCACUGGGACCCGGUGCUGUUGCUGUUGCUGUGGCUCGUAAAGAGCUGGAAUCCUGAAAACUGGGACAUUAAGGCAUUAAAACUGGCAUUAGGCAAAGGCAGGCCUGCAAUUAAAAUAAAAUGGAGAGCUCAAGCGUCGACAACAAUAUGCACUAUAAGGCAGGCAAAAAUGUAUGUCCCUUGCACAGGAUGCGUACUAAGAGGACCUCGAAAAUAAUUUAUUGCCUCCUUGUGGGUGCCAAGAAUCGCGCACUAAGCCGCCAAUUUAUUUGCCGCUCUUUUUGCUCUAUUCAUGUAGAUAAAGCAAAGAUUUUUGCUAUGCUUUAUAUAUAUAUAUUUUUUUUUUUUUCUAUUGUUGAUUUCUUGUGGCAUUUUCGGCUGAUAGACGUGGCCCUCUGUUUAAUAAAUAAUCUCGACCAUUUAGCUAGAUGGUUGCAAGCUAAAAAAAUACAUAAACACGCAAAAUAAUAAUCAGCAUCUGUCGUCGUUGCCGUUUGAUUGUCAAUACAACAUAUUUUUAUCGCUAACACAAUUUGCCAAACAAAUUGGCCAGCUCGGCGAAAUUUGAUUUGAUUUAUUCCUUUCAGCACUCUCGGAUAGGUUUUUUUAAAUAUUGCUUUUUUUUAGCAUAAGCUUUAGUUUAGUUUCAGCUCGGUUCGGUUUGGUUCGGGUUUUUGCGCUUGCAAUAAUUGAUAUCGGCUAUUUGCAUAUCAAAUUUAAUAUAUUUGCAUAUAUUUCUUUUGCACAGAGAAACGAUUUUGCGGCUAGCCAGUCAGCUUUUUGGUGAAUUUUUUGUUUUUUAUUUGUCGCCAGGUAUGCGGAAAUAAUUUUGGUAUAUGAAACUCGUAUCUAGAAAAGCAUAGAAACGGUCUGCUCGUAAAAGAGUUCUAAAAAGCGGGCAGCUCCAAACAUUUUUGCAAAAGAAAGGCUAGAAGCAAACAAACUCGUUUAACUGGUGCUUAAAUGGCAAAUUGGUCGUCCGUAAAUAAUGCUUAUGAUUUAAGGAAAUUACUAAUGCUCCAAUUUAUGGUGAGGCGACAGAUUUGAUUGGAAUUUUGCACCUGAAAGGCACCGCCCGGUUUUGACACCAGCCAGGUGCCAGGUGAUAGCCUGAUAGCCGCAUAAAUUAAAUGCACAAUCUUAUUCGUUUCGUCGUCGUGUUUUGGUGGUGGCAAUGUACAAUGGCAAUAAAAUAAUAUAGGGGCAGUCUUGUGGUCUAGAAAAGGGAAAGACUAAAAAUAAUGGAUAAAAUAAUAAACAGUGACAGAUUUUGUAAAUAGAUCGAUUGACCCAAAAGGCCAUUUACAUAAAGUGGUGCCAGAAAUUCCCUCCCGCAGUUUCUUAUUUAUAUUUUUUUGGUCCACCGGGGCCGUUUUUUAUUUAUUUAUUGAUACGCCAACGUCGUCCGACCGCUAUUAUCUUCGAUUCCAAGCUGGAAACUCUUUCCCCGCGUUUCGACCACUUUUUAUGUCGCUGCUGCGUGCAUCUUUUAUGUGCGUGUGGCGCCCGAGACCUUGAAAUUGUGGCUGGUUUGUUUUAUUAUGCUUACAUUUGAUUAGUUUGCAUAUGACAUUGCCACCAGCGACCAGCGACUAACUUCGAUGAUGCUGAGAUGCUGGCCAAUCGGCGAUCCGCAACAGUUGGCAGUUGAGCAAAAGGUGGGGCCGCACACAAAGCCAAGACAAAUUGUUUUUGACUUUGGUUUAUUGCUCGAAGUGUGAAUCUUGAUUAGAUUCUGGGCACCAUGGAAUGGGGUGGUAUCAUAUACCAUCAUUAGAUGUAGAACGACACAAGAAGUUAUAUCAUGGAUGUGAUGUCUUGGCGGAUUUCCUCACUAACCCCAUCUGCGGGUUACUCAUCGCUAUAGUUAUCCGUGAUAUCAAUCAAUAUAUUAGUCAUAACUGCGAUUGGCAUUUGCCACUAUUGAUUUGCAAAUCGGUUUGGCUAUCUUAAAUAUGGAUCUUGGGUAUUUCUCCUUAAUUAUGCAAAUCAAAUCAGUUUUCAGCGGAUUUGUUGUGGCUGGUUAACCCCCCCUCAACCCGCUUCUGCUCCCAAACUUUGCCGAAAUAAAAUAAAAAACCAUAAUUUUUAUGAUAUCAAUAAACCAUGAUGAAAAACGUGAUAAUCGCUGAUCAGAUUAAAUGGUCGCCUGGCGCCAGCUGAUUACCGCCGAAUUCCGAGCAGCUUCGGGUGCUGGUCAACAGUAAAAAAGCCUCAAGGUCGCAACGGUUGUUAACUUUAUGGCUUCUAUUUUGCAAAGCCGUGUUUUUGCCACAGGUUAAAUGGCCAAGCGACGAGCUCCGGACAAAUGGACAGAUGGACCAUCGGAUAGAUGGAUGGAUGAAUGAAUGGAUGCGCAAAAAAGUCUGGCGAAAAUUGAUUUCUAUCCAUUUCGGACCCAUUGUUUUUCAACCCCAACACCACAGUCCAGGGCUUGGGUUUUAAAUAGCCAAACCCUAGAGCAGCCAGUCCCCGAUACCAUACCAUACCAUAUACCAACCAUAUAUUCCAAAUACCAAAGGGGGGACGCAAUAAUCGCUGGGAAUUCCCAGCUAGAAAUAUGCGGCUGGACCAACUAAAAAGUGUAGAAAAACCGAGUCGUUUUCGAACUCGUUUGGAUGCUCCGCUAAAUGUUUUAGCAUACAAAAUAUGAAGAAAAUCAUUUCAUUUUACUGAAAGCAUGACCAUUUAUAGUGGCUCUGGCUAAACGAGUUUUCAGCCCUUUUCUGGCCGUUUCCUCUGCCGAGAGCCUGCUCUAUUGGAUUACAACUUGACGGGUAGGGUCUUCUGCCUGAACAUUUUCGAUGAUACUCGUCGUACUGCGACUUGGACUGAGAUCGUUGAAUUAGCAUAAUGUCGACGGCAGCAUUUGCAAGAAUAGGGCGGCAAGAUAUCGAUGCGCUUUGUUUAUGUCGGCUUGGCCAUUGUUUUAUCGCACAAGCUUCGUUUUUCGAAGGUGGAUAGCAUUUCAAGAGACAAAAGCUGCCGAAGAAGUUACCAAAAAAUGCUUCGAGCCAACAAAAACAACGGUGGUAAAGUCUGCAUGAACUUGAGCGCAGUCCAGUGACACCGAUCGGUUGGUUUUCGUAUAAAUAUUGGACCUUUCGGUGAUGCAAACGUCAGACACAACCAAGUGGUCAAAGUCAAAGAACUAAAUUCAAAAUGCGUGCCUUCAUUGUUAUGUGCUUGGUGGCAGUCGCCUGCGCCGAUAAGCUCGGCUACAACUACCAGCCCGUGGGACACUCCAGCUCCGGACUGUCCUUCGCUCCUGGCAGUGGCAGCAUUGGAGGUGGCUCCAUUGGCGGAAGCAUCGGAGGAGGCAGCAUCGGAGGAGGCAGCAUUGGCGGAGGCAGCAUUGGCGGAGGCAGCAUUGGAGGAUCCAUUGGCGGUGGUUCGAUUGGCGCCAGCAUCGGAAGCGGUGCCGGUCUGGGUGGUCUGAGCAGCUUUGGCGGUGGCAGCAUUGGAAGCAUUGGUGGUGGUGAAGCCCUCAGCGCCCCCGUCUCCUACAGCGCCCCUGCUCCCGCUGCUGAGCUCCAGAAGGAGUUCUUCACCUACACCGCCAACGAGCAGGACUUCGAUGAGCCCCAGCAGCUGGAGCGCGUUUCCUCUGCCCUCAACAAGGCCCUGCGCGUUGUCUUCAUCAAGGGACCCGAGAACCGUGGCCUGGAGAACGCUGCCCUCGCCCUCGCCAAGCAGGCUGCCCAGCAGGAGACCGCCAUCUAUGUCCUGAACAAGCAGGCCGACAUUGGAGAUCUGGCCAACAAGUUGAACGCCAUCCGCAACAACAACAACAACAAGCCCGAGGUGCACUUCGUCAAGUACCGCACUCCCGAGGAUGCUGCCAACGCCCAGCGCGCCAUCCAGGGUCAGUACGACCAGCUGGGAGGAUCCUCUCAGGCCCACAACGGUGGUGUUGCCCCCGUCCUGAACUUCGCCUCCGCCGCUCCAGUGCGUCAGGCUGCCGCCCAGAGCCCAGACAACUCGUACCUGCCUUCUUCGGUCUUCCGUCGCGUCUAAGUUGCUCGUUUCGCUCCUUUUGGAAUCGAAAACGAAAGCGAUUUUUGACUGAUAUUAAAUCGUAGUUUUUGUUGACUAAUGCUUAAAUAAA